CCAGGAUCAGGUUCUGGGGGAUGCGGUCUUGUCAAAGGGAGAAUGAGGCCGGGGUGCUACUGGGAGCUGGAGCUGGGAGGGCGGAAGCGCGGCCGCGCGCCGCUCGCAGAAGGCCGUGAGUGUGAAUGAGGGGCCGGGCCAGCGAGCGCUUGUGGGCGGAGAACGCCGAGGAGGGUGAACAGGGCUAGCAGCUCCCGGGUCGGCCAGGUGGCUUGGACCGGCGCCAGCAUCCAGCGCCGGCGGCUGGAUAGCGGCAGCAGCAUGAGUGCUCCCCAGCCUGCCAUGCCAGAGCUAAGCCCAGCUGAGGAGGCUAGAGGCCCAGCAGGGAAGGCUGCAGUGGGUGCCCGGGAGAAGGGCCCUCGGCUGGGCCAGCGGCUGCCCUCGAUUGUGGUAGAGCCCAGCGAAGUAGGUGCUGUGGAGAGUGGGGAGCUGCGUUGGCCCCCAGAGGGUGCCCAGAAGGGGUCCACCCACAGCCAGGCUGUUGCUGCCCCCUCACUGAGUCUGCCGGGACUGCCAGGGAAGGCUCCGGAUGACGCCGGCAGCGAGUGUGCCUGCUCCAAGGACCAAGACCCCCCGGCCCAGUGAGAAGACAAGGACAUAGCCAGAUUCUGCUGUCCCAGGGCUCUGCCCACCCUGCCCCUGCUCUCUGACAGUUGAGAGGGCCUCAGCCCCAGGGUGGCCCAACUGACUCACAGAGAGGGCUGGGCCUGCCCAGCACCCAGUGGGCAGAGCCAAGCCACUGCCUCUGGCUGCACCAGACUGGCCAGAACCAUAGCCACUGCCCUCUCCCAUCCACGGCCCAGGGUCUGGGUCACAUCCCUCCUUCUUCCAUGAUUUGAAGCUGAAAUAAAUCUCUUCCUGGUGGUCA
This is a messenger RNA of Equus caballus (horse), 868 nucleotides long. It is a transcript of the gene LBHD2, whose product is annotated as LBH domain containing 2. The record is from RefSeq and is a predicted model, not a curated record. Lineage: Eukaryota; Metazoa; Chordata; Mammalia; Perissodactyla; Equidae.